Molecule: messenger RNA, 900 nt
Organism: Penicillium antarcticum
Lineage: Eukaryota; Fungi; Ascomycota; Eurotiomycetes; Eurotiales; Aspergillaceae
Exons: 2
Coding region: 1-900 (299 amino acids)
Source: RefSeq, a predicted model, not a curated record
AUGUCAACAAUCCUCGUUACAGGUGCCACUGGCAAGCAAGGUGGCUCACUGAUCAAAAAUCUUCUCAGCAAGAAUGCGCCUUUCCAAAUUCUCGCUGUCACUCGCAACAUUCAGUCACCCUCUGCGCAAAAGUUGCUACAACAAUCGUCUAAGAUUAGUCUUGUACAAGGUGAUUUGAAUCAUCCCGCAGAGUUGUUUAAAAAAGCAAGCAGCUUGAGUGAAGGGCCUAUCUGGGGUGUUUUCAGUGUGCAGGUCGCAAUCGGCAAUGGCUCUUCAGAAGAACCCCAAGGAAAGUCACUUAUCGACGAGUCAAUCAAAAACGGCGUAAAGCACUUCGUCUACAGCUCAGUCGAUCGAGGCGGUGCAAAGUCAUCAGAAAACCCAACUAAAAUCCCGCACUUCAUCCAUAAACACAACAUCGAAAAACAUCUACUAGCAAAUUCCGAUGGAAAAAUGGACUGGACGAUCCUUCGCCCGACAGCCUUCUACGAAAACCUCACACCAGACUUCCUCGGCAAGAUCUUUGCAACAUCCUACGAAAUGGUGAUUAAGGACGCACCACUGCAGAUGGUCGGUGUAAGCGAUAUCGGCGCAGUUGCGGCAGAAGUCUUUAUGAAUGCGAAUGCAUACAAGGGACGUGCUAUCGCGCUUGCCGGUGAUGAAUUGACAUAUGCUCAGGUUAAGAAUAUUUUUGAGAAGAGGACGGGUCAGACAUUGCCUACUACAUUCAAGCCACUUACUGCACUGUUUAUGGCUAUGGUUAAGGACAUGGGGUAUAUGUUUAAGUGGUUCCAUGAUGAGGGAUAUGGGGCUGAUGUGGACGAGGUUAAGAGGAUUCAUCCUGAUGUUAAGGAUUUUGAGACUUGGUUGACUACUGAGAGUGCUUUUGUGAAGAAGUAG